This is a messenger RNA of Aspergillus nidulans FGSC A4, 2397 nucleotides long. RefSeq names its product snoRNA-splicing protein PRP40. Lineage: Eukaryota; Fungi; Ascomycota; Eurotiomycetes; Eurotiales; Aspergillaceae. The record is from RefSeq and is a predicted model, not a curated record. Bases 1 to 2397 code for a protein of 798 amino acids. Gene Ontology annotation, biological process: mRNA cis splicing, via spliceosome; RNA splicing. Gene Ontology annotation, cellular component: nucleus. The transcript is spliced from 3 exons.
AUGAACCCAAUGAAUGCGCCGACUGGCCCUGCCUCUCUGUGGCAGGAGGCCCGCACUCCUGAAGGGCGCGCUUAUUACUACAACGUUCAGACGAAAGCGACACAAUGGACGAAGCCCGUCGAAUUGAUGACACCGGUCGAGCGGGCAUUAGCCAACCAGCCGUGGAAAGAGUAUACCGCGGAAGGUGGACGGAAGUAUUGGUCGAACUCGGAGACAAAGGAGAGUACAUGGGAAAUGCCAGAAGCGUACAAAAAUGCGCUGGCGCAAGCUCAAGCAGCGCAACCUCCGCCUGCGGCGGGCCCCACGUUUGUUGCCGGCGGUGUUAGUUCACUCUCCUCGUAUCCCCAAGCGCGUGAUCGUGAUGACUACGAUCGAGGAUAUAAUGACAGUCAUGGGGGUUAUAGUGCUAGCGAUGCCAAUGCCAUCGCCGCUGGCCCUCCGCUGGGAGCGACACAAGAACCAGACUAUGGAUCGCUGGAAGAAGCUGAGGCGGCAUUCAUGAAAAUGCUCAAACGCCACAAUGUUCAGCCUGAUUGGACGUGGGAGCAGACAAUGCGUGAAACAAUCAAAGACCCUCAGUACCGGGCUCUCAAAGACCCGAGAGACCGCAAGAUAGCGUUCGAGAAAUACGCGGUCGAGGUUCGCUCGCAGGAAAAAGAUCGGGCGAAAGAAAGGUUCGCUAAGCUAAGAGCAGAUUUCAAUACUAUGUUGAAACGCCACCCUGAAAUCAAACAUUACACGCGGUGGAAGACCAUCCGUCCCAUCAUUGAAGGUGAAACCAUCUUCAGGUCGACCAACGAUGAAAACGAGCGGCGACAGCUCUUUGAAGAAUAUAUUCUAGAACUCAAGAAGGAACACGCCGAGAAAGAGGCUGCUGCGCGCAGAGCUGCCAUGGACGAGCUUGUUGGAAUCCUUAAGUCCAUGAACCUCGAGCCCUAUACUAGGUGGUCGGAGGCACAAGCCAUCAUUCAAUCAAACGAGAGAGUACAAAACGAGGAAAAAUUCAAGGCUCUUAGCAAAUCAGAUAUUCUGACUGCUUUCGAGAAUCAUAUCAAGUCUCUUGAACGCGCGUUCAACGAUGCCCGACAGCAGCAAAAGGCAGCAAAGGCCAGGAAGGAACGACAUGCCCGUGAACAGUUUGUUGAACUACUAAAUGAGUUGAGAUCUAAAGGGGUUAUCAAGGCUGGCAGCAAGUGGUCAAAAAUUUACCCUAUCAUUCGUGAGGACCCGCGUUACCUUGGGAUCCUUGGAAACUCAGGCUCCUCUCCUCUGGAUCUUUUCUGGGAUGUGGUCGAAGAAGAAGAAAGGUCGUUACGUGGACCCCGUAAUGAUGUUUUGGACGUCCUUGAUGACAACCGAUUUGACGUUACCUCCAAGACCACCUUUGAAGAAUUCAACUCAGUCGUGUCUUCCGAUCGCCGGACAGCGAAGAUCGACCCCGAAAUCCUCCAGGUCAUCUUCCAACGCAUCCAGGAAAAAGCGCUCCGUCGCAACGAAGAGGAGAAACACGCAGCAGACCGGCACCAAAGACGCGCAAUUGACGCUCUGCGCUCCCGCCUGAAACGCUUGGAACCUCCUCUUCGUUCCACCGAUACAUGGGACCAGGUGAAGCCCACACUAGAGAGAUACGACGAAUACAAGGCCCUUGAGAGUGAUGAACUCCGUCAAAUCGCUUUCGACAAGGUCAUUCGCCGCCUUAAGGAGAAAGAAGAAGAUGCCGAGCGAGAUCGCGAGAGAGACAGAGAUCGCGGCAGCCGCCGUGACCACCAUCACGAUCGUGACCGUGACCGCGACUACCGCAGCUACAGAGGCGAGCGACGCGGCCCUGCCAGCCGCCACAGCCGGACUCCAGAACCCGACGCCUACGAAGCCGACCGGCGCAAAGCCCAAGCAGACCGCGAGCGCUCCUACCGCAAGGCGGCGAGCGGACUUUCACCUGUCCGCGAAAGAUGGGACGAACGAGACAGAGACCGCGAAAGAGAUCGAGACCGCCGGGACCGGGACCGCGAUCGCGAUCGCGAACGAAGCACACGCUCCCUCAGUCACUACGAGCGCGAGCGCCGCGACCGCGAAGAAGAGCGCGAACGCCUUUACCGAACCCGCGGCGACCCCCGCGGUAGCCGCGACGAGCUCGACUAUGGCGGCGAUUCCCGGAGCGCCACUGGUGCGACCGCAAGCAAUGAGCGGCGACGCCGGCGCGACAGCGACACGGAGAGCGUUGCAAGUCGCUCAACUAAGCGGUACCGGCGGGAUAGUCGGGAUCGGGACGCGAGAAAGGAUAGGGAGCGCAGGGAGCGCACGCCUACAUCUGCUGUUCCUGGGCCUGCAGCGGAUGAGGCGAAGGAGGAGAAGGCUGUGCAUUCAGGUAGUGAGGAAGGAGAGAUUGAGGAGGAUUAG